GGCCCCUCCAAAAACCCCCCAGGCAAUCUCCCAUUAACACUCCACUCUCCCUAUAUCACCACCAACGGUGAACGAUCGCAGCCCUACGUAAUUCCCAUCGCCUUCCGCUCCGCUCCACCACGCCUGAAACAUUGUCCGAAUCCUGCUCCAGCUCCGUCUCGUCGCCGGAAAUAGCUGCCUGCGUGUUGCUCCAGCUCUCCCGCCGUCCUGGCUUCCUCCCUCCGCCCCCCGCACAUCCUCCACGAUGCCGAGUUUUAAGGUCAAGGCGGUGUACGACUACUCGUCGCCGCACGAGGAUGACUUGAGCUUCCCCGCGGGCCAGAUCAUAACCGUCACGGAGGAGGAAGAUGCGGACUGGUACGUGGGCGAGUACGUCGAUGACAGCGGAAACAAGAAGGAUGGUCUGUUCCCCAAAAACUUCGUCGAGAAGUACGAGCCGGCGCCUCCCCCCCGCCCCAACAGAGCUUCUCGUCACAAGCCAUUGGAGACGGCUCCCGCGUUUGUGGCACCCCCAACGCCUGAGAUUCAACAGCAAGAGGCUACUCCGGUUGAGCCUGAGGAGCUAGACACCCCCAAGCCGCAAACCACGCCCGCAGAGAAAACCGCACCCGCAGAGAUCCCCGCGCCCGCCAAAGCCCCGGUGUCCCCCACGUCUUCCCUCUCUGCAGCGAGUGCGAGAGCACAAGAACCUCUGCAGAAACAGCCCGCUGCCCCCAAGCCUGCUCCGCCCCCCCUAGCAGAGAAAAAAGCCCCUCCGCCCGUGGCCACCAAGUCAAGCUCCUUCCGCGACCGCAUUGCUGCUUUCAACGCGCCUGCAGCAGCUCCAAUAACGCCCUUCAAACCAGGUGGCGGGCCACCAAGCACUUUCAUCAAGAAACCCUUCGUCGCGCCUCCGCCAAGCCGCAAUGCAUACGUGCCUCCUCCUCGUGAGGCUCCCCAAACGAAAGUGUAUCGCCGAGACGAAGAUCCUGAAAUCGCUGAACGCCAAGCCCAGGAUCAGCAGAAUGCGGAGAAGGCUGGCCUCGUUGCACAUGACACCGGUGCAUCCAAUGAAGCAGAUGAAGAAGACCAGCCAAAGCCCAUGACUUUGAAAGAGCGCAUUGCCUUCCUGCAAAAACAGCAGCAGGAGCAGGCCCAACGUGCUGCGGCGAUUCAGAAAGAGAAGCCAAAGAAACCCCCAAUGAAGAAGCGAGCCGAGUCGCAUGAAAACAGAGCGCACCAUGAGGAGGAGGGCGCAGCAUUGGAGAAGGUGACGAGCAUUGAGUCAAAAGAACGCGCAUCCGUGGAGGGUGGCCGUCCGCGAAGAACUUCUCAUAGCAUGAGGUCGCCUGAAGUAUUGCCGCCCAAUCGGGAGCUUCUGAGUGAUGCCAAUGACGCGGACCAAUCAGGUGCCGGGGACACGGAAGAUGCCGAAGGCGAGUCGACAAGUGUUGAGGAAAAUGACGAAGCGACCAAGCACCGAGCACUGCCAGAGCGUGCAGCUACAGCGCCAUCGAAAGAGGCAGAUGUUGGCGAUGAAGAAGGUGCCGAAGAGGAGGAAGAGGAAGAAGAAGAAGAAGAAGAAGACGAGAUGGAUGCCGAGGCACGACGGCGAUUAGAGCUGAGGGAGCGCAUGGCAAAGAUGAGCGGUGGCAUGGGCAUGGCGGGCAUGUUCGGAGCUCCUGGGGGCAUGCCAAUGGGUGGUUUACCUCCAAAGAAGAAGAGGCCCGAAAGGAAGGCCACCGGCGACAGCGAAGAAUAUGCAAUGCCGCAGCAGCGUGUACCCAUGAUACCGGUCCCCGGUAUGCCAGCUGUCAAGAGUCCAGAAUCGGAACAUGCCCCUCUGGCAGUUGGGAGGGAAGACGAUGCACCUCAUCCAAUCCAGAGUACACAUGACGCAGACGAUCUUUCCGAUGUUGAGGACGUUACACCCCAACAGACGAUUCAGCGGACACCAACUGGAGACCGACCUCCGCCUGUUCCUACAGAGAGACGGCCUGUGCCUCCACCGCUGCCGACCUCUGAUCGGCCAGUACCUCCUCCUAUCCCGUCAGCUUCUCGGCCGGCUCCUCUCUCGCAACUUCGUUCCCCAAGUCCAGGUUCAGAAUCUGGCGACGAAAUGACAGAGCCACCGGCGCCGCAUUCUGCAACUUCUCCCAAGACACCAUCCGCUCAUCCACCUUCCAAGCGUAGCUCCUAUCUCGCAUCGGACGAAAUGUCACAGGAUUCUGACAAGAGAAUGCCCCCGAUCCCGUUAGCCAGUCCAACGCUAUCCCCAACAUCCCAGACGCGGCCGCCUCCUCCUCCUCCGCCAAUUCAAGCUCCUCCAUCACGGCAGGCCACCUUUGACAGCAUAUCUAGGAAAGUUGAUCGCAGUGAGGGUGAGACGGAAUAUGAGGGUGAUUAUGACACCGAUAUUGCACCUGGCGCAACCCACAAAGAUGCUCUGAAGGCUCACGCGAGGGAGUCUAGUCUAGAUGAAAGCACGACCGCUGAUGAGACUCCAGUGCGCUCUCCAACGGUACCCUCUGGAAUGCCCCCUUUGCCCCCAUCGAUACAUCGUGCCGUACCGCCCCCUCCACCACAGCAACCACCGAGCAGGGUGUCAGUGGAUGCUCCGCGAGGUGUCCCACCUCCCCCGCCCAUUCCUCCACCUUCUAGAGGGAUGGACGAGGAUGAUGAUGAUUACGAUCCAUAUAAGUAUGUCGCUUCACCUGGAAGAGGAGCACCACCUGCACCAAAGCCCAUGCCUCCCACCCCACAGGCUCAGCCUCCACUGCCUCAAAGUCGACCUCCACCUCCUGCUCUGCCUCCAAUGCCUCCAUCGAUGCCUCCAAUGCCCCAACAACAAGCUGCUGAUUCAUCUGACGACGAUGACCUUUACUCAGCACCAGCACCUCGGAAGUCUCACGACCGACCACCCCCACCCCCUCCUCAAGCUCCCCCUCACCAGCACCGGCCCCCUCCACCACAAGAGCGUUCUGCCCCUCCGCCCCCUCCACCAGAGCCAUCCCAGCAAACUCGAGCGACUGUAGGACGGAAGUCUCUCGACGUCAACCGCGUCACCCAGCAAGCACGUGUCUCUGUGGACCAGCCUCGACCAUCUCAAAGCCAAGAAUUCAUCGCCACCGACAUCGACCUUGGCCAAUCUUCUCACUGGUGGACUCAACCCAACAUGGCUCCGCCAUCUCUACAAGGCCGCAAAGAUAUCCUGAUCGAAAUGGAUGAAUCCCGUUCUGGCAACACCAUCGAAAAGGCUGUCUUCGUCCUCUAUAUGGACUACUCUCAAACCGUCAUCACCGCGCGCUUCGAAGCCAACAACGUCUCCUCCGUCCACCUCGAACAACGCCAAGACCCACCACCCGGCCGUCUCCGACAAGACCAACUCGAAAACGCGCACGAAAACUACGGCCUCCGCAUCGCGAAGGAUAUCGAAUCAAAACAAGGCACCGUCGUCGGCGAUGGCACCCCAUAUGCGCUCAUCCACGAACUCUUGUGUCCCUACCCCGAUGCCCUCCGUCCCAUCUCCACGCGCGCCUUCGGCGCACUUGUCUACGCGAACCUUGCGAAUGCGUCGACUCAGCAGUAUGAUGAGAUUCGACCGGGAGAUAUUAUUUCUUUCAGGAAUGCGAGGUUUCAGGGAAAGCAUGGCGCGAUGCAUGCGAAGUAUAGUACGGAUGUGGGAAAGCCGGAUCAUGUGGGUGUGGUGGUGGAGUGGGAUGGGACAAAAAAGAAGGUUAGGGUUUGGGAUCAGGGGAGGGAGAGUAGGAAGGUCAAGGUGGAGAGUUGGAGGAUGGGGGAUUUGAGGAGUGGUGAAGUGAGAGUUUGGAGGGUUAUGGGGAGAGGGUGGGUAGGCUGGAGUUAGGCUUUUGAUCGUGGUGCUGGUAAAUGGCUGUGGAUAGUGAUGAUGCGAAAGGGGUGGCUGGCUGUAUGCAUGUCUUGUUCGGUUAAGGAUGUAUGGUUGGUGAAUUGUUAUUGAUCCUGGAGCUUGGGGCUUGGAGCGGAGUGAGAAUUGAAGGUUGUUGGGUGUAGCCAUGUAUCUGCUCUGCAGUGCAGUGCGCUGUAGUGCAAUGUAGUGUAGUGCGAGACGAGACGAGACGAGACUUGAACGGGACGCGUUUGAACAUGUUUCUGUAGGCGUCUUCUGGCGUUGCUAAUGUAGCAUUUCUGCUCUGCAUCACACUCGCUUCCUUCCUUUACCGGUACUACCGUAUUACAUCUCUCCUCUCCUAUGCCGAUGCGCUCAGCAUCAUUG
Lindgomyces ingoldianus is the source of this 4234-nucleotide messenger RNA. RefSeq lists its product as uncharacterized. Gene Ontology annotation, molecular function: protein binding. Gene Ontology annotation, cellular component: ESCRT-0 complex. The transcript has 4 exons. The record is from RefSeq and is a predicted model, not a curated record. Gene Ontology annotation, biological process: protein transport to vacuole involved in ubiquitin-dependent protein catabolic process via the multivesicular body sorting pathway. Bases 245 to 3844 code for a protein of 1199 amino acids. Lineage: Eukaryota; Fungi; Ascomycota; Dothideomycetes; Pleosporales; Lindgomycetaceae.